AUGGAUCGACUUAGCAAUCUACCCGAUGAGAUUAUUUGUCACAUAGGGUCGUUCCUAUCGGCAAAAGAAGCUGCUUUCACGACACUUCUCUCAAAGAGAUGGCAAAAUCUGAUUACCAUCAAACAAACUCUUCACUUUGAUGACUCGAUUGAGAGUUUUAAGGAUUUUGCGGACCGUUUAUCGUCUCUACAAGUGACUUCACGUGUAAGGAAGUUGUCUCUAAAGUGGUGGUCUCUUGAGUCUGAUCGAGUCAACCAUUGUUUACGUGACGUUCUCAAGUGUGGUGUGCUUGAUCUUAAUCUAUGGAUAAACGGCAAACAAGGAUAUUCACUUCCUUUUGAAGUUUUCACUUGCAAGACAGUUGUUAAACUUUCACUAGGGUUUCGUUUUUCUAUUGAUAUGAUCCCUGAGAAUGCUCUUCUUCCAUCUCUCAAGACUCUCUCUCUUAAUGACCUUAAGUUCUUUGAGUUUGGUGGGAAUUGUGCGUUUCAAACGCUUCUUGCUGCGUGUCCUGUGCUUGAGGAAUUAUUCUUGAGUGAUGUGAACUGGGAACAGUGGAAAUGGUCUCGCACUGUGUCUAGUUUGAGUCUUAAGAGACUAACAAUUAUACGUACAAAGUGGGAUGAUUAUGAUACCUCUGGUUUUAAGAGCAUUAGUUUCGACACUCCGGGUCUCGUUUACUUAUAUUACUCUGAUUAUGUUCCAAAAGAGUAUCUCAAUGUUAAUCUCAAUUCCCUUGUUGAAGCUAAGAUCAUUCUUCGUCCGCAAGAAAAUCAUAUAUGGAAUGAAAGACAUGGAGAUCCUUUCUAUCCAAUGAACCUGCUUCAAGGGUUAAAAAAUGUUGAGAUUCUCAACUUGCAUUCUUAUCAAACUUUAAUGAUGUUUUAUGUGUUCCGUGAAGCACUCCCAGUGUUUGAAAAGCUGUCUCAUUUAUCAGUUAACCUUUCUCGCUACUGUUGGUUUCCCAUCAAAUUUAUGGGUUCCUUGCACUUUAGGAAAUUUAAUUCUCUUUGUCACUGCUUGUCAGAGUUUUCUUUCCUAGAUUCGUGUCCUUUAGAGGUCCUAAAGAUAACCGAGUACUUUGGAAAUCAACAAGAAUUGAGACAAAUGGAGUAUAUCCUUGGGAAAUUGUCAUGUCUUGAGCUCGUGCAAAUUCAUUUUCCGAUGGCAACAGGUGAAAAAAAGGCGAAACUUGAGUACAAACUGCAAAAGCUACCUAGAGCUUCGUCCAAGUGCAAGUUCAACGUUGUUGUGUAG
This is a messenger RNA of Arabis nemorensis, 1257 nucleotides long. Lineage: Eukaryota; Viridiplantae; Streptophyta; Magnoliopsida; Brassicales; Brassicaceae. The record is from the annotation of a GenBank genome assembly.